AUGGCGUCCGGCUCCAAGCACCUCCUAUUCCGCUCAUCCGGCUGCGGUAGCAUUUCCGUCGAAGUGCUACUCAAGAUGCUCCAAGUGGAAUACGAUGUCGUAGACAUCAACUACAAGGAAUUGAAAGGCAACGUCGAAAACGAGUCCAUCAAGCGUCUGGCUCAACACAACCCGCUGAAGCAAAUACCGACCUUCAUCACCAAAGAGGGCGCAGUCCUCACCGAAUCCGCCGCCAUCCUCCUCCACCUCACCGAAGCUCACCGCCGCGAGACCGAAAAGCUCGGGCUGAGGCCGUUCAUCGACCAGGACCCCAAACGCGCCGCCGAGUUCACGAGGUGGAUGUUCUUUGCCGCGACGAACAUAUAUGCAGUCAUGGUGAUGAACGACACUCCCAAACGCUGGGUGGCCGACGACUCGAGCGAGGAGGCGGUGGAUGCGUUUCAGACUAAAGUCGACGACCGCAUGUACUUUGCGCUCCGGAUCCUUAACGACGGUGUUCAGGGGCCGUACAUCCUUGGCGACCGGUUGACGAUUCUUGAUGUGUAUGUGGCGAUGAUCUGCUGCUGGAUCAGAAACGGUAGCAAGGAGCGCUUUUCGGAGGAGCUUCCGAAAUUGCUGGAUGUCAUCGCGAAGGUGGAGGAGAACCCGAUUGUUAGGGAGGUUUGGCUCGAGAACGAGUUUGUUCCCAUUAAGAACUGA
Messenger RNA from Fimicolochytrium jonesii, 699 nucleotides. RefSeq lists its product as uncharacterized. Bases 1 to 699 code for a protein of 232 amino acids. Lineage: Eukaryota; Fungi; Chytridiomycota; Chytridiomycetes; Spizellomycetales; Powellomycetaceae. The transcript has a single exon. The record is from RefSeq and is a predicted model, not a curated record.